AUGACGACUUUGUUAAAUAAUCAUCAUAAUAAUAAUUCACUACCAAUACAAAUAUCACAACAACAUGUUUUAAUUAAUAGUAAUCAAAAUGAGAGUAAUCAGCCGUCUUCAUUAUUUAACUCUAUUUCACCACAAAAGAAAUUAUCACCAACAUUAAAUUCAACAAGUAUUCCACCCCCACCACCUUCAUCUUCUUCAAAAUAUCCAUUGGAGCUUUCAGAAAAAGGUCAAAUAUGUAAUUUAAAGAUUAAUUUAGAUAAAUCAUAUUUUACAAAUGGAGAAACAAUAAGUGGUAAGGUGAAUAUAUUAUUAACAGAGAGACAAUGUAUAAAGAGGGUGAAAUUACAAUUAUGUGGAUAUGAAAAGAUAUUUCAACAUGCACAACAUUCAAAUAAUACCUAUCAAACAUUUAAAUUUUAUAGUGGUAAUUUAAAUAUACCUCCAUUGAAUGUAAAUAUUGAGACUACAUCAUUAAAUUCAUUACCAAUUUCAAAUUCAGAGAAUAAUAGUCCAAUAUUAUUACCAACAACAACUUCUACACAAAAUUCAACUUUAUCACCAACUUUAUUAUCGUCAAAUUUAAAUUCAAAAUCAUCAACAACAACAACGACAACAACAGGAAUGAUGUCAUCAGUAUCAUCAUUAUCAUCAUCAUUUUCACAACAAUUAACAACACCAAUACAUGAAUUUGAAAGUGGUGUUUAUGAAUACCCAUUUUCAUUUCAAUUACCAAAAUAUUUAGCACCAUCAUUGAAUUAUAUUGGUUAUUUAUCAAUAUUUUAUUUAGUGCAUUGUAAAGUUGAUUAUUCAAAAGGUAGAGAAUGGAAAGAUCAAAAAGUUAUGAAAAGUUCUGAAUUAUGGAUAUCAGGUAUUAAUAAACAAUAUCAAGAUUAUCUAUUAUAUAAUAAAACUCAUUUCACUUCUCAUAAACUUGCUCAUUAUUUAAAUUGGUUAUCAUUUGGUACUAAUACAAAUAGUAAUAAUAGUAAUAAUAAUAAUAAUAAUAAUAAUAAUAAUAAUAAUAAUAAUAAUAAUAAUAAUAAUAAUAAUAAUAAUAAUAAUAAUAAUAAUAAUAAUCAACCCUCUACAAUAACUAAUAAUAAUAUUAAUAAUAAUAAUAAUAUUGGUAUUAGUAAUAAUUAUAAAUCAAAUCCAAUUGAAAUGGCAAUUUGUUUAAGAGAGAAUAAUUGUUAUAUUGGAUCAAAAGCAACAUUUUUCAUACAAUUAAAGAAUCCAUUAAAUUUAAAGAUUAAUUCAAUUCGUGUUGAAUUAUUUCAACAAAUUUCAUUUAUAAAAACAUUAUCAAAUAGUAAUAGUAGUAGUAGUGGUGGUAGUAGUAAUAAAAAUAAUAAUGGUGGCGGUAUUGGUAAUGAUCGUAUUUCAAAUAUUCAAAAAUCAAAUAAAAAGAGUAGUGGUAGUCAUAGAUAUCAUUAUAGAAAUAAUAGUAGUGAUCAUAAUAUUGAUAAAACUAAAGUAUCACAAACUCAAAUACUAUUACAUAAUUAUGAUUGUAGAGAAUUAUUUAAAAAUCAAACAACAACAUCAUCAUCAUCAUCACAAGAGAUAUUAUGUUCAACUAAUUUACAAAUAUUAAUACCAUUUAAAAUUGAAGAUGACCAAGUUUUUCCAACUACUAGAGGUUUUUUAUCAACUGUUAAACAUUUUUUCAUCAUUUCUAUUCCUUCAAUCUCAAAUUUUAAAUUAAAAAUACCAGUUCAUUUAUGGCAACGUUUUGAUGAUAAUAAUUUCACAACAAUUAGUAAUAAUAUUCAUUCUUUACCAUUUCAUACAAGUAAUAGUUUUGGUAAUAUUAGAAAUAGUUAUAGUAGUAGUGGUAGUGGUAGUGGUAGUGGUAGUAGUAAUAGCAAUAGUAAUCAUAGUAGUAGUAAUUAUUUAAAUGAACAAGAAGAGAAUUUAGAUGAACAACAACAACAAAAUUAUGAUGAUGAAUUUUAUGAUGAUGAAGACGACGAAGAUAAUGAUAGAUUUAAAUUAAAUCCACCAAAAGAAUGGAAAGUAUUAUGGUUACCAAAAUGGAAAGAUGAAUCAUCAAUUACAAAUUGUAAUCUUUGUGAUAAUACAUUUACAAUCAUAAGGAGAACUCAUCAUUGUAGAGCUUGUGGUGGUGUGUUUUGUGAAGCUUGUUCAAAUCAAAAGGUUUGUUUAUAUGGUUUUGGUGUGAACAAUAAGGUUAGAAUUUGUUUAAUGUGUUUUGAUGCUGUCAAAGCUGAAUCAUCAAAUUCAAUCUAUGGUAGUAAUAUUAAUAGUUCUAUUUUACCUUUUAAAAAUGGUCUACCACUUCAAAAUGUAUUUUCAAAGAAAAAAGUUUAUAAACCACCAUAUUUAGUUCAUUUAUAA
Molecule: messenger RNA, 2358 nt
Organism: Dictyostelium discoideum AX4
Lineage: Eukaryota; Evosea; Eumycetozoa; Dictyosteliales; Dictyosteliaceae
Gene: adcD
Product: FYVE-type zinc finger-containing protein
Exons: 2
Coding region: 1-2358 (785 amino acids)
Molecular function (GO): metal ion binding
Source: RefSeq, a predicted model, not a curated record